AUGAAGCUCCUGAAACCCGCCUGGGUUAACCACAAUGGGAAGCCAAUCUUUUCAGUGGACAUUCACCCUGAUGGCACAAAGUUUGCUACUGGAGGACAAGGGCAAGACUCUGGAAAAGUUGUCAUAUGGAAUAUGCCACCUGUUGUUAAGGAGGAAGAUGAAAAGAACGAAAGUAUUCCCAAGAUGUUGUGCCAAAUGGACAACCACCUAGCUUGUGUGAACUGUGUGCGAUGGUCUAACAAUGGAGCAUAUUUAGCAUCUGGAGGCGAUGACAAGCUCAUCAUGGUUUGGAAGAAAUCUGGGUACAUUGGACCCAGUACUGUUUUUGGCUCCAGUAGUAAACUUGCGAAUGUAGAGCAGUGGCGCUGCCUCACCAUUCUCAGGAAUCAUUCUGGAGAUGUAAUGGAUGUGGCAUGGUCUCCUCAUGAUGCCUGGUUAGCUUCUUGUAGUGUGGAUAAUACAGUAGUUAUAUGGAAUGCACUGAAGUUUCCAGAAAUUAUUGCCACAUUGAGGGGCCACUCAGGACUGGUGAAGGGACUUACUUGGGAUCCUGUAGGAAAGUACAUUGCUUCUCAAGCAGAUGACCACAGCCUGAAGGUCUGGCGAACCAUGGACUGGCAGCUCGAAACCAGUAUCACCAAACCAUUCGAUGAGUGUGGAGGAACCACCCACGUCUUGCGUCUUAGUUGGUCCCCUGAUGGACAUUACCUGGUGUCAGCUCAUGCAAUGAACAACUCUGGGCCAACAGCCCAGAUUAUUGAGCGUGAUGGUUGGAAAACCAACAUGGACUUUGUGGGACAUCGAAAAGCAGUCACCGUUGUGAAAUUUAAUCCAAAAAUCUUCAAAAAGAAGCAAAAGAAUGGGAGCUCCAAUAAGGCUAGUUGUCCGUACUGCUGCUGUGCAGUGGGUAGCAAGGAUCGUUCACUUUCUGUGUGGCUUACCUGCCUUAAAAGACCGUUGGUGGUAAUCCAUGAUCUGUUUGACAAAUCUAUAAUGGACAUCUCAUGGACGUUAAAUGGGCUGGGAAUACUAGUGUGUUCAAUGGAUGGAUCAGUCGCUUACUUGGAUUUUUCACAAGAUGAACUGGGUGAUCCACUGAGUGAAGAGGAGAAGAACAACAUCCACCAAAGCACUUACGGAAAAAGUCUUGCCAUCACAACGGGGUCGCAGAUUUCUAACACCAUCAUAGAGAAUCCUGAAAUGCUGAAGUUUCAACAGAGGCAGCAAGCACAGCAGGAUGGAGAACAUGGUGCAGCUGUACACAGGGAGACCCAGGCGCCUAAAGUAGCCAGCAUGGUAAAUGGAGAGAGCCUAGAAGACAUCAGGAAGAAUCUUUUAAAGAAACAAGUGGAAACGCGAACAGCAGAUGGUCGUCGUAGAAUUACCCCAUUGUGUAUUGCCCAGCUGGAUACUGGCUCCUCUCCUCUCUCCCCUCUCUCCUUCCUUCCUCUCUCCCCUCUCUCCUCCUUCUCUCUCCCCCUCUCUCUCUCCUCCUUCUCUCUCUCCCCUCUCUCCUCUCCUCUCCCCUCUCUCUCCUCUCCUCCUCCCUCUCCCCUCUCUCUCCUCUCUCCUCCCCCCUCUCUCCCCUCUCUCUCCUCCCCCUCUCCUCCCCCCUCUCUUCCCCCUCUCCCCUCUCUCCUCCUCCCCCCUCUCUCCCCCCUCUCUCCCCUCCCCCCUUUCCCCCCUCUCUUCUCCCUCCCCCCUCUCUCCCCCUCUCUCUCCUCUCCCCUCCCCCCCCUCUCUCCCUCUCUCCCCUCUCUCUCCUCCCCCCUCUCUCCCCUCUCUCUCCUCCCCCCCUCUCCCCCUCUCUCUCCCCCCUCUCUCCCCUCUCUCUCCUCCCCCCUCUCUCCCCUCUCUCUCUCUCCCCCCCCUCUCCCCUCUCUCUCUCCCCUCUCUCCCCUCUCUCUCUCUCCUCCCCCCUCUCCCCCCUCUCCCCUCUCUCUCUCCCCCCCCCCUCGUAUAUUUAUAUAG
Molecule: messenger RNA, 1971 nt
Organism: Staurois parvus
Lineage: Eukaryota; Metazoa; Chordata; Amphibia; Anura; Ranidae
Source: the annotation of a GenBank genome assembly